UCCGGACGUGUGUACGUGCAGUAGUGUUUUAGUUGUCCGGACUCCGGAUCGCACGCGUCCAACGCGAAAUGUUUCCGGCGCUAAUAAUGGACUUCAACCGGACCGUAUCGAGGCCUUUGCCGCAAAUGGGCUCGGCGGAUGACGCCGGGGGCGAAACUCACUUGCUGGGAUGGAACCUCGGCGCCGAAGAUCUCAUUCACAUCCCGGAACACUGGUUGAAAUACGAAGAACCUAGUGCAUUACAACAUUACUACUUGGCAUUUAUGUACACUAUUUUUACAAUAAUCGCAUUAGUCGGAAACGGUUUGGUUAUAUGGAUAUUUUGCAUAUCAAAGUCAUUAAGAACGCCGUCCAAUAUAUUUGUAAUCAAUUUGGCAUUAUGCGAUUUCUUGAUGAUGGCUAAAGCGCCGAUUUUCAUAUACGGUUCAGUUCAACGCACUUAUCAGGGUCAUUUUCUCUGUCAAGCAUUUGCUCUGGCCGGAACUAUCAGUGGCCUCGGAGCAAGCAUUACAAACGCAGCAAUUGCUUACGACAGAUAUAGUACGAUAGCAAAACCAUUCGAAGGACGUAUGACUUAUGGAAGAGCAUUUUUUAUAAUGAUAUUAAUUUGGGCCUAUGUUUUCCCAUGGUGCUUUUUACCAGCCACUGAAAAGUGGAACCGAUAUGUACCAGAGGGUUAUCUGACAAGUUGUACUAUUGACUAUUUAACUCCAACAGACGAAACUAGAGCUUUCAUUGGAAUCAUGUUUACCAUUUGUUACAUUAUACCGGUAUCAUUAGUUAUAUAUUUUUACUCGCAAAUCGUUAGCCAUGUCUUCAACCACGAAAAAGCUCUUCGUGAACAGGCUAAAAAGAUGAACGUGGAAUCAUUGCGGAGUAACCAAGAUGCAAACGCUCAAUCAGCUGAAGUGAGAAUUGCAAAAGCCGCCAUUACAAUAUGUUUCCUAUUCAUUGCAGCUUGGACACCAUACGCAGUAGUUGCCAUGAUUGGUGCUUUUGGAGAUCAAUCGCUGCUUACACCCGGCAUCACAAUGAUACCAGCGAUAUUUUGCAAAUCUGUAGCCUGUUUCGAUCCUUAUGUUUAUGCAAUAAGUCACCCGAGAUACAGAUUGGAAUUAUCAAAACGUAUUCCAUGUCUUGGAAUCGAAGAAAAGCCACCAGCAACAGCAUCUGAAACUCAAUCCACAACAACUACUACCGCUUAGUGCUUAAUAUCUACAUUAUUAUAUAAGGUUUAAUAUUUCGGACUAUUGAUUACUCAAUAGAUAAAUAAUUAAAUGAGAGGUUUUUAAAAAUUAUCCACUUAUCGUACUAUUUCAUUAUUGAUCCCAAAAGACAAGUAUUAUUUUUUUACAAAAAAAAAAAUAAUAAAUAUAUAUAUAUUUUACUGAUUAUUGUAAUUUACUUAUUAUACGUUUGCAAUUUUUGAAAUCUCGCGUAAUUUCUUGUAA
Molecule: messenger RNA, 1451 nt
Organism: Sipha flava (yellow sugarcane aphid)
Lineage: Eukaryota; Metazoa; Arthropoda; Insecta; Hemiptera; Aphididae
Product: opsin, ultraviolet-sensitive-like
Exons: 8
Coding region: 69-1205 (378 amino acids)
Biological process (GO): G protein-coupled receptor signaling pathway; visual perception
Cellular component (GO): membrane
Molecular function (GO): G protein-coupled receptor activity
Source: RefSeq, a predicted model, not a curated record